This is a messenger RNA of Bipolaris oryzae ATCC 44560, 1356 nucleotides long. RefSeq lists its product as uncharacterized. The coding region runs from base 1 to 1356 and encodes 451 amino acids. Gene Ontology annotation, biological process: L-aspartate biosynthetic process. Gene Ontology annotation, cellular component: cytosol. Gene Ontology annotation, molecular function: pyridoxal phosphate binding; L-aspartate:2-oxoglutarate transaminase activity. The record is from RefSeq and is a predicted model, not a curated record. The transcript is spliced from 3 exons. Lineage: Eukaryota; Fungi; Ascomycota; Dothideomycetes; Pleosporales; Pleosporaceae.
AUGCCAGCCUCAUCUACUUCAUCCCCAUCCUCCUCCGAACCCUCUUCCUCCAACCCCAUUACUACCCCUCAAACCCGACUCUCCCAAAUCUCCUCACACAUUGACCCCAUGGCUGCCACCGCUUUCGACGCCAAUGUCGUCCCCCAGGCGCCUGAAGAUCCCUUGUUUGGUCUGAUGGCUGCCUUCCGUCGUGAUGAGCACCCCAACAAGGUCGACCUGGGCAUUGGCGCUUACAGGGACGACAAUGCAAAGCCUUGGAUUCUGCCUGUCGUUAAGAUGGCUGAAGAGCGCCUCCGUAGCGACCCCAACCUUAACCACGAAUACCUGCCCAUUGCCGGCUUACCCGAGUUCACAACUGCAUCACAGAAGCUGGUUCUUGGUGGUGACAGCCCCGCCAUCAAGGACAAGCGGGUCACCAGCCUCCAGACAAUUUCCGGUACCGGAGCCGUCCACUUGGGCGCCCUUUUCCUCGCAAAAUUCUACAAGCCCCAGACAGAACGCACCGUCUACUUCUCUGACCCCACAUGGGCCAACCACUUCCAGAUCUUCUCCAAUGUCGGCAUCCAAUACAAGACAUACCCCUACUUCUCAAAGGACACAAAGGGCCUCGACUUUGAUGGCAUGAUUUCUGCCAUCCAGGGCGCGCCCGAGGGUAGCAUCAUCGUGCUACACGCGUGUGCCCACAACCCGACGGGCGUUGACCCUACCCAAGAUCAGUGGAAGAAGAUCGCCGACGUCAUCAGGUCCAAGAAGCACUUUCCCUUCUUUGACACUGCCUACCAAGGUUUCGCAUCUGGCGACCUUGCUACCGACGGCUGGGCCAUCCGCUACUUUGUCGAACAGGGCUUUGAGCUGUGCGUUGCUCAGUCGUACGCAAAGAAUUUUGGCCUGUACGGCGAGCGUGCUGGCUGCUUCCACUUCAUCACCUCGCCCUCGUCCGACGCCCAGUCCACCAUCACUCGCAUUGCCUCACAGCUUGCCAUCCUCCAGCGCUCCGAGAUUUCAAAUCCUCCUGCAUACGGCGCCCGCAUCGCCUCGACGGUCCUCAACGACCCCACCCUGUUUGCCGAGUGGGAACAGAACCUCCGCACAAUGUCUGGCCGCAUAAAGGAGAUGCGCAAGGAGCUCCGCAGCAAGCUCGAGCAAAUGGGCACACCCGGCACAUGGAACCACAUUACCGACCAGAUUGGCAUGUUCAGCUUUACCGGUUUGACCGAGAAGCAAGUGCUCAAGAUCCGAGAGGACUCGCACGUCUACAUGACCAAGAACGGCCGUAUCUCCAUGGCUGGUCUCAACUCACACAACAUUGACUACUUUGCAAAGGCUGUAGACAAGGUCGUGCGUGAGACGCAGUAG